AUGAAAAACUUUUUUAUUUUAAAUUAUUUUAUUUUUUCAUUAAUAUUUUUAAUAAAUACCCGAAAUUUACGUAAAAUAAAAUUUCCCAAAAAAAUUGAUAAAACAAAAAAUAUAUAUAUAUUACAAUGGUCUAAUUUAUGGGCUAAAGAAAAAUAUUAUUUGAGGUGUCCUUUGUACAAAGAAUGUAAAUAUUCAUCAUCAUUUAGUGAUGUCAAGAAGGCAGAUGUUUUGAUUUUUAAAGAUCUCACAUCUGAUGAAAAUCAUAUUCCAAAAUAUCGAAAUCCUAAACAAUUAUAUGUUUAUAUGAAUAUGGAACCAAAACUUGUUAUUGAUAGAAAAGAAAUUCUAGGAUAUAAAUGGAGACAUAAAAAUUUUUUUAACAUGACUUAUACAUAUUCAUUAAAAUCAGAUAUACAAGAUACAUAUUAUGGAAAAUGGGUAAAUAAACCAACAGAAAAAAGACUUAGUAAAUAUUAUAAAAAUGUAUCAACAAUACCAAAAAUGAAAGAUUUAAAACAAAAAAAACGUUAUAUAAUUUGGACUGUUUCUGAUUGUACAACUGCAUCAAAAAGAGAAAUAGCUGUUGAUAUGCUUAAAAAAUAUAUUCCUGUAAAUCAAUAUGGAUUAUGUAAUAAUAGAUAUUUAAAUUAUGAUAGAUCAUCAAAAGAAUUUAGAAAAAAAUAUGAAGAACAUUUUUUUUAUAUUGCAUUAGAAAAUAGUAAUUGUGAAGAUUAUAUAACAGAAAAGUAUUUUUCAAGAGUACAUUUUAAUUCUAUACCAAUUGUUGGAUAUCGAAAAUAUUACCAAAAUAUUGCACCAAAUAAUAGUUUUAUAGCAAUAGAUGAUUUUAAUAGUCCAAAAGAAAUGGCCAAUUUUCUUUAUUUUCUUAUUAAAAAUAAAAAUGAAUAUUUAAAAUAUUUUGAGUAUAGAAAAGAAGGAUGGAAAGUAUAUAAUAUUGAUAAUGCAUCAGAUAACUUUUGUUCUCUUUGUAAAAAACUUGUAGAAAUGAAAAAAUCUGGUCAAUUAGAAAAAUAUCAUAAAAUUUAUUAUGAUGCUAGGGAAGAAUUUUUAUCAUGGACUCAAUGUCAAGAAAGUCAAUAUUUUUGGGAAAAGUGGAUUAAUUCAUCAAAAACAACCAAAAAAAAUAAACGUAAAAAAAGUUCAAAAGGAAAAAAAUCAAAUGACAAAAAAGUAGAUGAAAUUAAACAAACAUCAUUCUCGACGGCACAUCAAGGUAAAACUGAAAUUAUACUAAAUGCACAACCACAAGAUAUUGAAAAAUAUAUUAAUGAUAAAGAAGGUGGUGAUGAAAUUAUAGAACAAGUUGUAAAAGCAUUAGAGAAAAAAAAGCAGGAAAAAUCUGAUAUGAGAAAAUACAAACAUUGGUUAGAUUUUAUUGAACAAAAACAAUAA
Molecule: messenger RNA, 1413 nt
Organism: Strongyloides ratti
Lineage: Eukaryota; Metazoa; Nematoda; Chromadorea; Rhabditida; Strongyloididae
Product: Alpha-(1,3)-fucosyltransferase C
Exons: 4
Coding region: 1-1413 (470 amino acids)
Cellular component (GO): membrane
Molecular function (GO): alpha-(1->3)-fucosyltransferase activity
Source: RefSeq, a predicted model, not a curated record